Rhagoletis zephyria (snowberry fruit fly) is the source of this 432-nucleotide messenger RNA. Lineage: Eukaryota; Metazoa; Arthropoda; Insecta; Diptera; Tephritidae. The record is from RefSeq and is a predicted model, not a curated record.
AUGUCCGGCGUUCGGAACGCCUUCACCUGCAGCUUCGUCGCCUGUCGGACCGGUCUGCGGAAGUGCUGGCAAUUCAUCCUCUGCUACCGGCCGCACAUCCUCGCCAACGAGUACCAGGUCCUCUGUCUGGGCCUGUCGGGCAGCGGGAAGAGCACCCUGCUGGCGCAGCUCGUCGGCGAGAACCCCGCGGCCACCAUCGAACCAACAAACGGCUUCAACAUCAAAACACUGCCCGUCGCCGGUCGGGUGAUGAGCAUCAAAGAGCUGGGCGGCUCAGACCGCGUCCGCCGCUUCUGGGCGCACUACUUCGAGAACAAGCACGCGCUCAUCUUCGUGCUGAACGUGGCCGCCACCACCGAGCGCAUGGAGGCGGCCGUGGAGACGCUGCGCAGCACGCUCCACAGCGCCGCCUUCCGCGGCCGGCCCUGUCUG